GGCAAAAACACAAACCUGUGAUGCACAUACACAUAGUCAAAUUUGAAAAACUCAAAGUAUGAACAUAUACAAUUUCUAAUCUUUGCACUGUGAGAUCAAUUACACUGUGAGAUCAGGAAAAUCAAGCACGUAAAAAUAAAGCACAAAAUGAGAUCAGGAAAAUCAAGCACAUAAAAAAUAAAAACACAAAUGGAGGCAUUCGAUUGUCACGGACUGCAGCAUCAAUUACUAACCGUCUGAAAUUGGGAGAAAACUUGCUGAUGUUUAUGUCGACCGAUUCCGGUAGCUGGAUCGGAGCCCUAACGACGACCCUAACGACGACCCCCCUGUAUGUGGGCGCAACAUUCAGACGGGAUUUGUGACCAUAUACACACACCAAUCCAAACAGUUAUAGAGGGGAAUAAUACAACAAUUUUGGCCUACCGUUUGUGCGUGGGGGUAUGGAGUCCUCAAUUGUUGUAACAACUCCAGCUUCAAUUGUAGGGUUUGCCUGCACAGGAACACACAAGGUUUGGGGAUGAAUGAUUGGAGGAGGUGUUUCCAAAAUUCAAAUCAACUACCGAGGGCAAAAUGGAAAUGUUGUUGAUGUAUCGGGCACGGGAGUCGAGGUAUGAUUGUAAUCGGCAGCUCAAAUGCUGAUACGAAACUCAUGUUGUUUGUGUGAACAGUGCGGGCUUUGUUGGGCCAACAUCGGGCCUCAUGUUAUCCAUCAGUGCAACCAAACACUGGGUUAAGUCAUGAUACAAACAUUUAACUGGAGAUAUCAUGCUAACCAAACGACUCCUAAUUACUACGACAAAAUGUCUAUCCUAACAAUCUUGUUUCUCCUUCUGAUUUUUUCAGCAGCAGAAGCUCAGAGAAGACCCUCCAAUAUCACCUUAGGCUCUUCCCUCACUCCCUCCUCCAACUCCUCUUGGCCUUCCCCUUCCGGCCUCUACGCCUUCGGAUUCUUCCCCCAACGCGUCAACAGCUACGCUCUCGGCAUCUUUCUUCGCUACAAAACCGUUGUCUGGACAGCAAAUAGAGACAGCAAUCCAACCGUCCCCGACGAUGUCGUCUCCCUUCUACUAUCCCCCGAGGGCCGGCUAGUCCUCCGCCGAAGACAAGGCCAAGACAUAAACCUCAUCAGCCUAUCCGCAACCAUCGCGUUGGCAUCAAUGCAUGACAACGGCAACUUCGUUCUCUAUGAUUCAAAUUCAAGAAUAAUCUGGCAGAGCUUCGACCACCCGACAGACACCCUCCUCCCCGGCCAGCGCCUCCCACCAGGGAAAGAGAUCUUCUCCAGUGUCUCCGAGACCGACUACGGGAGAGGGAUUUUCAGGAUGAAGAUGCAGAACGAUGGAAACCUCGUGCAAUAUCCUAUCAACACGCCUGACUCAUCGCCUAACUCUUACUAUUCAUCAUUCACAGACAGGGCAGGUAGUAACAUUAACAACUCUCUCAACCUCGACAGCGACGGCCGACUUUAUCUGCUCAACGGUAGCUUGCCUCUGAAGAAUAUAUGCGAUGGUGGAUUCCCUACGCAGGGAUACAUCAAUCUCAUGAGGCUCGACGUCGAAGGAAUCUUCCGCAUCUACUCUCUCUCUCGGUAAUCUCAACUUGACCAGGAGAUGGUCCUCCACAA
Molecule: messenger RNA, 1624 nt
Organism: Salvia splendens (bonfire salvia)
Lineage: Eukaryota; Viridiplantae; Streptophyta; Magnoliopsida; Lamiales; Lamiaceae
Product: G-type lectin S-receptor-like serine/threonine-protein kinase LECRK3
Exons: 1
Coding region: 738-1592 (284 amino acids)
Source: RefSeq, a predicted model, not a curated record